CCUGGCUCGGGGCCGCAGCGGAGCCGGGCGGCGGCGACGGAGCCGGGGCCGGAGUGAGUCUGAAGGCUGCUGAAGGUCCAUAUGUGUCACAGUUCCAGCUUUCCAUCUCUAGUGUUCUCAGACGUCUGCCAGUCACGGAAGUGAGUACUGUGUAGUCUGCUGUCAAAGAUGGUGAAGCUGGAUAUACACACACUGGCUCAUCACCUCAAGCAGGAACGACUGUAUGUAAACUCAGAAAAGCAACUUAUUCAGAGGCUGAAUGCAGACGUGUUGAAGACAGCUGAAAAGCUGUACCGCACAGCGUGGAUUUCCAAGCAGCAACGGAUUAACUUGGACAGACUGAUCAUAACAAGUGCGGAAGCUUCUCCUGCUGAAUGCUGUCAGCAUGCUAAAAUCUUGGAGGAUACACAGUUUGUGGAUGGAUAUAAGCAGUUGGGAUUUCAGGAGACUGCUUAUGGAGAGUUCCUAAACAGAUUGAGAGAGAACCCUAGGCUUAUCGCGUCCUGUCUGGUUGCUGGAGAGAAGCUCAACCAGGACAACACCCAGAGUGUCAUUCACACAGUCUUUACCUCCAUUUAUGGAAACUGCAUCAUGCAGGAGGAUGAGAGCUACCUCCUGCAGGUCCUUCGUUACUUGAUCGAAUUUGAACUUAAGGAAAGUGACAACCCUCGGCGGCUGUUGAGACGAGGCACUUGUGCGUUCAGCAUCUUAUUCAAACUUUUCUCUGAAGGACUUUUUUCUGCAAAACUCUUUCUUACUGCAACCUUACAUGAGCCGAUCAUGCAGCUUCUGGUUGAAGAUGAAGAUCACCUGGAAACUGAUCCAAACAAAUUAAUUGAGAGAUUCUCUCCAGUCCAACAGGAAAAGUUGUUUGGAGAGAAAGGCACAGAAAAAUUUAAGCAAAGAGUCCAAGAAAUGGUUGACUCCAAUGAGGCGAAGCUGGUGACGUUGGUGAACAAAUUCAUUGGCUAUCUGAAACAAAAUACGUACUGUUUUCCACAUAGCUUGCGAUGGAUCGUGUCACAAAUGUACAAAACGCUCUCGUGUGUAGACAGACUGGAGGUUGGGGAGGUCAGAGCAAUGUGCACAGACCUCCUUCUAGCAUGUUUCAUCUGUCCUGCAAUUGUCAAUCCAGAACAGUAUGGGAUAAUUUCUGAUGCACCUAUAAACGAAGUGGCGAGAUUUAAUCUGAUGCAGGUUGGGAGACUUCUGCAGCAGUUGGCAAUGACAGGUUCUGAGGAGGGAGAUCCACGUACGAAGAGCAACCUUGCUAAAUUCGACAAAAGCUGUGUUGCAGCUUUCCUGGAUGUCGUUAUUGAUGGGCGUGCAGUUGAAACUCCUCCCAUGUCUUCUGUCAACCUUCUGGAGGGGCUGAGUAGAACAGUGGUUUACAUGACGUACAGCCAGCUAACUACUCUGGUCGGUUUCAUGCGAAAUGUAAUGUUGAGUGAUCAACUUAAGGAAGAUCGGAUGGCUUUGGAAAACUUGCUAGCAAACUUACCCCAGAACAAACCAGGGAAAAGCAGCAGCCUAGAAAUGACGCCGUACAAUACCCCACAGCUCUCUCCUGCAACUACUCCAGCUAACAAAAAAAAUCGAUUACCGAUAGGACAGCAAUUGGCAGCCAUUACUGCCUGGGAUACCUCUGCUACCAAUCUUUCAGCUCAUAUAACUCUAGUAACCCCUUUUGCAACUCGUAGCAGAAGUAGGUCAAAUAUUCUCAUGGAUCAGCAUGGGGAUCAUGAAGGGUCCUCCCAGGAAACCAUCCCAGAAGUUCAGCCGGAAGAAGUGCUGGUGAUUUCUUUGGGAGCUGGACCACAGAUUACUCCAGGAAUGAUGUCAGAAAAUGAGGUCCUAAAUAUGCAGCUUGCAGAUGGUGGACAAGGAGAUGUCCCUGUUGAUGAAAACAAACUCCAUGGUAAACCUGAUAAAACCUUGCGCUUUUCACUCUGCAGUGAUAAUCUGGAAGGAAUAUCUGAAGGUCCUUCAAAUCGCUCCAACUCAGUGUCCUCUUUGGAUUUGGAAGGGGAGUCUGUAUCAGAGCUUGGUGCAGGUCCCUCUGGGAGUAAUGGUGUUGAAGCUCUGCAGCUGCUGGAGCACGAACAAGCCACAACUCAGGAUAAUCUUGAUGACAAGCUCCGUAAAUUUGAAAUCCGUGAUAUGAUGGGGUUGACUGAUGACAGAGAUAUAUCAGAAACUGUGAGUGAAACUUGGAGUACAGAUGUCUUGGGUAGUGACUUCGAUCCAAAUAUUGACGAAGAUCGUUUACAAGAAAUUGCAGGUGCAGCUGCAGAGAACAUGCUAGGCAGCUUGCUGUGUUUACCAGGUUCAGGAUCCGCGUUGCUUGAUCCUUGCACAGGUUCAACCAUCUCAGAAACCACAAGUGAGGCUUGGAGUGUGGAAGUAUUACCAAGCGAUUCAGAAGCCCCAGAUCUAAAACAGGAGGAAAGGCUGCAAGAACUGGAAAGCUGUUCUGGGCUGGGUAGCACAUCAGAUGACACAGAUGUAAGGGAGGUCAGUUCUCGACCCAGUACACCAGGCCUCAGUGUUGUAUCAGGUAUUAGUGCAACAUCUGAAGAUAUUCCUAACAAGAUUGAGGAUCUCAGGUCUGAAUGUAGCUCUGACUUUGGGGGAAAAGAUUCUGUGACAAGUCCUGAUAUGGAUGAAACAGCCCAUGGAGCCAGUCAGUUGACAUCUCCUCCUUCUCAGACAGAUUCUUUGCUUGCACUGUUUGACCCUUUGUCAUCGAAUGAGGGUGUGUCAGCUGUUGUACGGCCUAAAGUACAUUAUGCAAGACCGUCUCACCCACCACCAGACCCACCAAUUUUGGAAGGAGCUGUGGGAGGUAAUGAGGCUCGAUUACCAAACUUUGGGUCUCAUGCUUUAAUUCCAACUGAUUUAGAAGCGUUCAAGCAGAGGCACUCUUAUCCGGAAAGGCUGGUCCGCAGCAGGAGUUCGGAUAUAGUGUCAUCAGUUCGGAGACCUAUGAGUGAUCCUGGGUGGAACAGACGUCCUGGUAAUGAGGAGAGGGAGCUUCCAGCCCCGGGGGCAGCUGUUCUGAUGGCUACAUCCCAGUCAUCGUCGUCAUCUCCCAGUAAGGACUCCUCUAGAGGAGAGAUGGAUGAGCGAAAAGACAGCGAUGAUGAGAAGUCUGACAGAAACAAACCGUGGUGGAGAAAACGCUUUGUGUCUGCCAUGCCCAAAGCUCCAAUUCCAUUUAGAAAGAAAGAAAAGCAGGAAAAAGACAAAGAUGAUAUGGUACCUGACAGAUACUCAACACUACAAGAUGAUCCGAGCCCAAGGCUCAGCGCUCAGGCUCAAGCUGCAGAAGAUAUUCUGGACAAAUACAGGAAUGCAAUUAAGCGAACCAGUCCUAGUGAAGGAGCUUUAGUAAACUAUGACAGUGGAGAGACUACAGGGGAUGGUGAGAGUGUCCACGACUCUCCACGUGAUGAGGCUUUGCAAAACAUGUCUGCAGAUGAUCUCCCAGACUCUGCAAGUCAAGUAGCUCAGCCACAAAGUUCUGCUUUCUCCUAUAGGGAUGCAAAGAAGAAAUUGAGGUUGGCUCUCUGUUCAGCAGAUUCUGUUGCUUUUCCAAUGUUGACACAUUCAACGAGGAAUGGUUUACCAGAUCACACAGAUCCUGAAGACAAUGAAAUUGUGUGCUUCUUGAAAGUUCAGCUAGCUGAAGCUAUUAACCUUCAAGACAAGAACUUGAUGGCCCAGCUGCAGGAAACAAUGCGAUGUGUGAGCCGCUUUGAUAACAGGACCUGUCGGAAGCUGCUAGCCUCUAUUGCAGAGGACUACAGGAAAAGAGCUCCAUAUAUUGCUUAUUUAACUCGAUGUCGCCAGGGCCUGCAGACAACACAGGCACACUUGGAAAGGCUAUUGCAAAGAGUUCUGCGAGACAAAGAGGUGGCCAACAGAUACUUCACUACAGUGUGUGUGAGGUUACUGCUAGAGAGCAAAGAAAAGAAAAUCAGGGAGUUUAUUCAAGAUUUCCAGAAACUUACGGCAGCAGAUGACAAAACAGCCCAAGUUGAAGAUUUUCUUCAGUUCUUAUAUGGAGCAAUGGCUCAGGAUGCCAUAUGGCAGAAUGCCAGCGAAGAACAGCUUCAGGAUGCACAGUUAGCUAUAGAGCGCAGCGUGAUGAAUCGUAUUUUCAAACUUGCGUUCUACCCUAAUCAGGAUGGAGAUAUUUUACGUGACCAGGUCCUUCAUGAGCACAUACAGAGGUUAUCUAAAGUGGUGACUGCAAACCACAAAGCGCUUCAGAUUCCUGAGGUGUAUCUCCGGGAGGCACCGUGGCCAUCGGCACAGUCUGAAAUCCGUACCAUAAGUGCUUACAAAACCCCCCGAGACAAAGUGCAGUGCAUCCUGCGAAUGUGCUCAACCAUUAUGAACCUGCUUAGCCUGGCAAAUGAAGAUUCAGUGCCUGGGGCAGAUGAUUUUGUUCCUGUUCUGGUCUUUGUUCUUAUAAAGGCAAAUCCACCUUGCUUGCUGUCCACUGUUCAGUACAUAAGUAGUUUCUAUGCCAACUGCUUAUCUGGAGAAGAGUCCUACUGGUGGAUGCAGUUCACAGCAGCAGUUGAAUUCAUUAAAACUAUUGAUGAUCGCAAGUAACUCAGCACAUACAUGGGCAGACUGUUAGCAGAAGAGUCUGUAAGAAUGUACAACAGCUGUGACAGCUAAGAAGAGACUUCCAUUGUAUAAUAUUGUACAGAAUUGAGGCAUUUUAAAACACACCUUUACUAAUCAAAUUAAUUUAACAGAUUUUCCUCUUCUCUUUCGGUUGCAUUUUUCUCCCCUGCAGAUACUGGCACUGAAAAAGGGACCACAGUUUUCAGGUAUUUUGGAAUCUCAAAACAUACAGAAAAGUCUUUGUGGUUUUUCCACCACCCCUCUUCCUGAAUUCUUACUCACGUGAAUAAUUCACUUCAUUUCUAACGGAACACUGAAACAAGAAUAAUCAGGGCAACCACUCAGUGUACUUUCUAGCUCAAUACACCUUUUAUUAAUAAAGCACCAGCCACACUGAAAGUUUGUAGUAGGUGACAUUAGUUACCAAUUGUAUUUCACCUAAAUUGAAAAUCAGAGAGGACAAUGUAAAUAGUAUAUAACUGUAUUUAAUGCAUCGCAGCUAUCUGUGGACUCACUGUCCUUUGAGUGAACGAGCAAAAGCCUCUCUGACCUCUAACAGGUUGUUACAUACUGUGCUUUGGUAAGUGAAAGGACUUCCUCAAAAAGGCAAAGAGUAAAAAAGGGCAAAUGGAACUAUUUAUUAAAAUGUAAUUAAGAGUACUGAAAUUUCUGAAACUGGAAUUUAUAAUAGACAGGGCUUGUUAGAUAGCUGAACACUUUUUGGCUGGGGCAUUAGGGCACUAUAAGGGUUUGAAUAUGUAAAGGAGAGAGGGUCUGUAAGUUACAGUAGAUAAGCCUAAUAUAAAAGAGGAGUAAUAAAAUACCUUACUGUAAUAUUUUUUUCUGAAAUAUUGUGUAUACUGUACAAACCCCAAACAGAGAUCCUUAACAGAACCUCGGGCUGUAAUAUAUAUUUUGAUUAGUGACAUUAAAUGCAUAUACCAGGGGUUUCAGUGAAUGUUUUUACUAAAUGUUCUUCAUGUUGUCUGCUAUGCAGCAGUGCAAGUUUUACUGUUCAUAUAAAAUAUUUUAAAAUGUAACACUGUUCUUUAUGAAACAUAUCAUGACAUCAGUUCAGGGUGUUUUAUAGAUUUCCCACCUCACCUUUCCCUUAAACUGACGACGAUGAAUUCAAAGAAGUUUUUAUGCACAAUACCACGCGGAUUUUUCAUGAACAGUCUGAGUGAUGGCCAGUGGUUGUCACGUGUAUACAAGCAAUUGCUGUUCUUUUUUAGCUACAAUUACACUGAAAAAGGGCAGUGAGCCUUUAUCUUUUUCAUGUCAGUAUUAUUCUUUGCUCUUCCUGGAGUGUGGAGUGCACUUCUGACAGAAGGGCACGGUAAGAUGUGGUGUCUGAGUGGUAAAGGAAAGAAAAUCCUUCUCAUGUUCUUUGCAAAAUACACUUGUUUUGGUUUUGUGAAUGUGUGCAUCCUGAAGAUUAAAACCCAUACACAGCUAGUACUCCAGAAAAUAAUUUGGUUAACUGAAAUUAGAACAGAGUAUGCAAACUGUCAUGUGCUUGGUUUGGCUGUGCUGCUUGUCAAGGCAUCAUUAAAGAAACUUCUUUACUAGGACUCUUCUAAUACGUAAUUCGGUGUGGCGCUUUUGCCAAGCUAAUCCGAAGUGAGAGUGAGGAAUGGGAACUUUUAUUUAGAGCCUUUCUGCUCUGAGAGAUUCAUUCUGUGGAGGAGCAACACUCGAUAGAAAUGGAAUUCCUUUGAUUGCCUUCCUGCGGUAACUCAGUGUGGAGCAUUGCAAUAUUCCAGUUAUUUAGCCUUGAUGGGUUAUUGGUGCUGAACACGUAACUUAAUAUUGCAAGCACAGCCCUGACCAAUAACACCCAGAAGCAAAGCACAAAUAUGCCCUGGAAGGUAUGGCGAGAUCAUCUCUAAAAGCAAUAUAAACUUAUUUAUAGUGAAGUCUCCUUAAUAUUUAAUUAUGACUUGGGUAUCGGAUGUUAAGACCAGUGUAUGAAAGUUCCUUUAGUCCUGCAGUUUGGGUUUUAGUUGAGGAGAAUAUCUGAUCCCUAAAUUGGUCUUGUUCUGCACUGUACUCGUUUAAAGGAUGGCACAAGGACUGGUGAUCGCUGCCCUCUGCCUGCUGGCAGAUGGGCUCUGCUCAGCACCGCCACGGCUUUCAGAUUUGCUCUCCUUCACGGAAGGGGUAAGAACCAUUUCCUUUGCCAUCUUCAUUACACUGUGUAGAAAAAUACUUACUUAAAAGAACUGGAGUCAUUCUAAAAAUUUAUUUUAAAAGCAGUGUUUGUUUUGACGUGCCCCAGAUUAGCUGAGAGUCUUCAUGGCAAAAUUGUCCUUUGCUUUUUUUCUUAAACAGCUUUGAAAGUUCCUUAGGUCGCAUUGCUAGCCGUAGUUAGAGAAUUAGGGUUUCCAAAGAAUUAAAAACCUUCCUGUAGUAUGACAUUAAUACUUUCCCUGGUGUCCUGUAACGUUUUAUUUUAGAACGAUGAAUUAAAUGUGUAGAAAGUGAUGUUAGAUUUUGGUGUGCAAUGGUGAAUGUGAAAAGACAGCGCAUAAAGGACCAAAAGUGACAACUUGCCAAAAGGUGCCGGCCAACCACGUGCACCCGACUCUGUGAACUUGGUGCUCUCUUCAAAUGCCUUCAACAACUGAAGGGUGAAUGGGACGCUCUGAGGGAAAAGGCACGGGGUCAGUAGCAGUAGCUUGCAUUGGUCGGCUCGAGGGCAGCUUGUUGUGUGUCCCGAGGAGCUGCCGAGGUAAACGGUGCCACGACUGUCCCUGCUGGUGCUGCUAAGGUGGUGCUAAGGUGGUGGUUUCAUUGUUUUGGGAGGAGAAGUGGAAGAAAAGGGCUGGUCCUUUCAUCCCUGAGAAAUUACUUUUUUUUACUCUUAAGAAUUCUCUUUCAGGCUUUUGUAGAUCCUCUUUAAGGAGAGUUGGAGUGGGUGUGGCCUAUUUGAGUUCAGAGGUUUUCGUUUUGAAGACCUUAUGCUACCAAACGCUGAAUGUAACUGCCAUAAAUUUCAGGAAAAAAAGCCACGAUCCUGUUUCCUGUGUUGGGUUUCUGGUGAGCACAGUGUUGGUUUGUAUUGCUGGAAAAUGUUGAUGCUCUUUAAGCCAAAUUGGAGCAGAGGUUUGAGAACUCACGGCUGCUUUCAAACUGCAGUGUGUGUGGAGGAAGGCUGGUGGGGCAGACAAGGAGCAGCAGGAGAGGGCAGACCUGCUUAGCAGCAAAGAUUCAAGCAAGUGAAGCAUGUGUGUGUGAAAUCGAGUGUAACUUAUGUGGCCGCGUGCAGCACCGACUGUGCAGCCUCAGGCUGGCAGCAGGACAGAGAGCUGGAGCAGCAGGACGGGGCGGGCAGCUCUGAGCCGGGAACAGCUGGUGCCUUGGUUGAGCCUGUACUACUGGAGAAUUAACCUCUGCUGAGUGCGUAGUGUGUGUUCUGUACCUUUUAAUUGUGCUUUACCUCUAUUUAAAAGCUUUGUACUGCCUCUCCUAUUUGAAACUGGUAAAGCCUUUAUACGUCUAAAUGAGCGAGCUUGCACAAUCUUGUAUACAGGAAACCCAUCUUGUCUCUAACGUGAUUAUUCAUGUAUUAUUCUGUAAAAACUGAUUAAAAGGAGAGCAGUUGGCCUGGCUGGA
Lagopus leucura (white-tailed ptarmigan) is the source of this 8259-nucleotide messenger RNA. RefSeq names its product GTPase activating protein and VPS9 domains 1 (gene GAPVD1). Gene Ontology annotation, biological process: regulation of GTPase activity; vesicle-mediated transport. Gene Ontology annotation, molecular function: small GTPase binding; guanyl-nucleotide exchange factor activity. The record is from RefSeq and is a predicted model, not a curated record. Lineage: Eukaryota; Metazoa; Chordata; Aves; Galliformes; Phasianidae. The transcript has 28 exons. The coding region runs from base 169 to 4623 and encodes 1484 amino acids. Gene Ontology annotation, cellular component: endocytic vesicle; cytosol.